Molecule: messenger RNA, 1861 nt
Organism: Eupeodes corollae
Lineage: Eukaryota; Metazoa; Arthropoda; Insecta; Diptera; Syrphidae
Product: maltase A2-like
Exons: 8
Coding region: 71-1756 (561 amino acids)
Biological process (GO): carbohydrate metabolic process
Source: RefSeq, a predicted model, not a curated record
CUAUUCACUUUGUAUCUUUUUAAGACAACAAAAAUAUUUCUAGGUUGGUUUAUUGUAAAAAAAAGUGAAUAUGGGAAAACUAACUUUAUCCCUGGUGGUUUUGGCCUUAGUCGGUCUAACGUCACUGGCAUCGGGAGCCACUGAUUGGUGGGAGGAUUCAUCCCUAUACCAAAUCUAUCCCAGGUCGUUUAAGGACAGCGAUGGCAAUGGAAUCGGUGACAUUAAUGGAAUCACUGAAGGACUUGAUUACCUCAAGGAAAUCGGUAUGACAGCCACUUGGCUCUCACCCAUCUUCAAAUCACCAAUGGCAGAUAACGGGUAUGAUAUUUCAAAUUUCACCGAUAUCGAUCCAAUUUUCGGAACUUUGGAAGAUUUCGAUGUUAUGCUGAAGAAAGCCAAAGCAAUUGGCAUCAAGAUUAUUCUGGAUUUCGUGCCAAAUCACUCAAGUAACGAAUGUGAAUGGUUCGAAAAGUCAAUCAAUCGCGAAGACGGAUAUGAGGAUUUCUAUGUUUGGGCUGAUGGCAAAGAUGAUCCACAAAAUCCCGGAAAGAAAUUGCCUCCAUCUAAUUGGGAAGGUGUAUUUGGAGGAUCAAUGUGGAAGUGGAACGAAAAACGUCAACAAUUCUAUCUUCAUCAAUUCCUUGAAGAACAACCCGACUUCAAUUUCAGAAAUAAGCAAGUCCGCGAGAAAAUGUUGGACGUUUUGAAAUUCUGGCUUGAUCGUGGUGUUGAUGGUUUCCGUAUUGAUGCUGUGCCCCAUAUGUUUGAGAAGGUCAACGAUGAUGGCUCAUACCCUGACGAAGAUCCCACCAAUCAUUACUACACCCAGGAUCAAUACGAAACUGUUGAAUUAUUGUAUGAAUGGAGAGAAUUCUUGGAGGCUUACCGUAAGAAAAAUGGUGGAGAAACAAGAGUCUUGUUAGCUGAAGCCUACUCACCAUUAACAAUGCUUGAUAAAUAUAUCGGAAACGGAACUCACCAAGGUGCCCAGAUUCCAUUCAACUUUGCCCUGUGGGGUUUGAAUUUGACAACAAAUGCUAGGGAUGUUCAAGGUAUGGUCGAUGGAUGGAUGAGUUUUAUGUGGAAGAAGCAUCAAACUGCCAACUGGGUGACUGGAAACCAUGAUAUGGGAAGAGUUGUCGAUCGUGUUGGAGAGAACAAGAAGGAUCUGAUUCACUUCUUGCUUACUGGAUUACCCGGAGUGACCGUUACUUACUACGGAGAAGAAAUUGGAAUGUCCAAUGUUGUGACUUGCGAAAACUGCAGCUAUGUGGAAACUCGUUCCUUCAGUAGGUCUCCAUUCCAAUGGAACGAUGGGGAAUCAGCUGGAUUUUCUUCAUCCAAUGAAACUUGGUUACCAGUUGCAGAAGACUACAAAUCCGUCAAUGUGGAACGCUUACGAUCUUUGCCUAGGAGUACAUUGAAAAUGUUCGUUGCUCUGCAAAAAUUGAAAACUUCAUCUGCAUUUAAGGCAUUCAAAAACAAGGGAGGUUUUAGCUAUGGAGCUAUUAGUGAAAACGUUUUCCAGAUAAUUCGUCGUUCUAAAUAUGAAGAAUACCGUUUCUUGAUCAAUUUUGGUGAAAAUGUCGAAGAAGUUGGUAAAUUAUUGACAUCGUUUGUGAACAAGAAUACUUUGAUGGAGUAUAAGGUUGUCAGUGUAAAUUCUCCACACCAAUUAGGUGAUCGUGUGAAAUUGCGUGAUGUCAAACUUGCUCCAGUUGAAGGAGUUGUGUUGAGGAAAGUCUACAAGCAUUGAUGAAUAAGCAGCAGUUAAGGUUUAAUGACAAAAAAGAUUUUAAAUUUUAUUUCAGUAAAAUUUAAAUAUUCUUAAAAUAAAGUAACUGAAUUGAAUCUAAAAUGA